AUGGGCGUUCGAGGGCUAUGGCAGAUGAUUUCUCACACAGCCGAGCGCAAGACCCUGCUCUCCCUUGCCAUUGAGCACAAGGCACAGGCCGACGCACAAAACAAUGGACACGGUGACCAUAGGCUACGUCUCGGCGUUGAUAUGGGUCCGUGCAUCGCUGACUGCAUCGGCACUACACGGAAACCUGGGGUAUACAACCAACUCCCGGGAGUUUUUCUGGUGUUCAUUUUUGAUGGACCCAACCGGCCUGCCUUCAAACGAGGCCACGAAGUCUGCGCUGACCAGAAGCCAUGGUGGCUCGAGGACACGAAGGACUUGAUCCGAUAUUUUGGAUUUCAAGUCCAUCAGGCACCUGGCAAAGGGGAAGCGGAGCUGGCAAGACUCAAUCAAGAAGGCUACAUCGACGGUGUCAUCACGAGCGACGUCGACGCGAUUGUCUUCGGAGCCAAUCUAGUGCUUCGAACCUCAGUGGUCAUCAUUCAAAUCAUGAAUAGCAUUUGGAACAAGGAGAAGAACUUCGAUGACGAAUAUGAGGUGUACACAUCAGCUGCCCUCGCAGAUGCCGGCUUCCCGCACGGAAGCUUUGAACUCUUUGCAUUGCUAUCUGGUGGUGACUACAGUGCAGGUGUAAUGGAUUGCGGCCCUGCCAUUGCUCAGGCCAUGGGGGAUGCCUUCAACAAAUUCCUUGUGGAAUGGCGGGUCGCUAUGCAAGACGAACUCAGGACAAACUCCCUAGGCCAGAUGAGUAGCCACCAGCCACAUGUUGCCGACAAUAUCCUCGACGAUUUUCCUGACCGAGAAGUACUCAACCUCUACCUUUGUCCUGCUACCUCCUGGUCAGAGCCACCCCAUUAUCAGGCUCCUGAUACGACAUCGUGGAUGUCACGCGAGGUAUCCAUCUUCAACCUCGCCCAAUUUUGCCAGCCGCUGUCCGUGUUCGAUGCGAGCAGUCGUUCAAUCUGGACACCGACAGCGCAUGUCGAGAUUCUCAACGCCUCCAUGGAGGUGCGGCGGGACCGCUAUGCCUCCACUGUCAACGAUGGCCGGCAGCCAAAGCUUACCGUAUCAACUUCCAACCUUGUCUCUUUGAUGAGCAGCAAUUUCAUUGGAAAAGACACUGACGUUAUCAAGAUGUGGGUCCCGGCACCCCUCCUGCCACCUAAUCUUCUUGUUUUGGGCCCUGCUUCCCGAACAGGAGGAACAUCUGCAAGUCAUAGUGGUCAAAAAACCAACAGGAUAUGCAAACACCGAUCCGGAGGGACAAAGAAAGCUUCGUUGCCUCAGAAGCGUUGCCAAAAGCAUCUGAACCAGAACCCCAAGGGCGAAGGCCCGUCUACGCAAACCCUUGACUCCCUUGUAUCAGAAGUCAUUGAGAUUGAGUCUUCGGAUGACAACGAUGACGCUGCUGAUCUUGGUGACCUGAAGGUUGAUGCGCUCAUGGCUGAUGAAGAAUUGCAUAACUGGUUAGAUGUUGGUCGAACGACAGGCAAUCAGAGCAACCGCGAUAGUGUCAUCGAUCUCACCCUCGAUGAAGGCGAAGAUGACAUUAUUGAUUUAACAGGAGAUGACUGA
Molecule: messenger RNA, 1572 nt
Organism: Cyclocybe aegerita
Lineage: Eukaryota; Fungi; Basidiomycota; Agaricomycetes; Agaricales; Hemipholiotaceae
Source: the annotation of a GenBank genome assembly